Messenger RNA from Sus scrofa (pig), 794 nucleotides. It is a transcript of the gene KLRB1, whose product is annotated as killer cell lectin like receptor B1. Gene Ontology annotation, cellular component: cell surface; plasma membrane. Gene Ontology annotation, molecular function: signaling receptor activity. Gene Ontology annotation, biological process: regulation of natural killer cell mediated cytotoxicity. The record is from RefSeq and is a predicted model, not a curated record. NCBI's taxonomy places the organism in Eukaryota, Metazoa, Chordata, Mammalia, Artiodactyla, Suidae.
AUAAGAGAGACAACAGGGUUUUUCAAGACUGGUCACUUCCUUUUGCUGGUCUUGCCUCAUAGAACUUGGAGUUUUUCCUUUUACCCAAGUUUAGUGCUAAAUUCUUCUGUUUGCAAUGGAAAGACAGGUGAUAUAUGCGGAUUUAAACUUAUCCAGGGAUUCCGGCCUUGAAAGCUCAUCAGCUCCUCAGAAUGUUUGUCAGGGUCCACCUUGGCAUAAAUUUGCUCUGAAACUUGGUUGUGCUGGGAUUACUCUUCUUUCCUUGGCUGUGAUUUGGUUGAGUAUUUCAGUGAUAUUCUUACGACAAAAAUUGUCAAUAGAAGAAACCAGCAUGGAUGUUCCAGAGAGCAGGAACGAAACCACAGAAAGACCAGCUCUGCUAAAGUGCCCAACAAAUUGGCACCCAUUCCAAGAUAAAUGCUUGUUUUUUUAUAACUCUUAUAAACACUGGAAUGAAAGUCUAGCUGACUGUUCCACAAAAGAAUCCAGUCUGCUGCUUAUUCAAGAUAAUGAAGAAUUGAGACUCAUACAAAAUCUGAUAGAUAGUGGAGGAAUUAUAUUUUGGAUUGGACUAAAUUUUUCCUUACCAGAGGAGAACUGGAAGUGGAUAAAUGGCUCCUUUUUAAGUUCUGAGAUAUUACCUAUUACUGGUGUUGCUGGGGAAAACAACUGUGUCUCCAUCUCAAAGACACAAAUGCUUUCUGAGCCCUGUGAUUCAGAAAAUAAAUGGAUCUGCCAAAAAAACCUAAAACCUGUCAGAAAUAUAGUAAAGAAAUAAAGUAUAUUCUGCCUCU